AUGGAGCCGCUAAGAGCGUACUUAGCGAGUAUAAGUGUGGGUGUGGAGGAGAUCGCUAAGUGCGAGGAGAUAGUGAGGCGACAAGUGGUGUUCAGGCUGGAGAAUAAACUGCGGGAGGAGCAGAAGCGGCGGUUGCAGCUUUUGCGGUUACUGAGGCAGCUUGAAGCGGAUAAGGUUGAGUUGGAAACGGCCAUGCUGGAGGAGACGAGGAAUCAGGGCUACGCAGGCACCAGCGUUGUCAUGACUGGCGAUGGCGAUGAUGCCAGCACGACCUUUGAUGAGGACGAGGAGGAGGAGGACGACGAAGAGGAUGACGAAGAGGAGGCGGAAGGGGAGGAGGAGGACGGUGGGGGUGAUCAAGAGGUUGACAGCAGUGCGGUUACUAUUUCAGGUCACGGGCUGUUGAAGCGCACUGGGAGCGACCUCAGGUCGAGGCAGAUUGGUAACAGCGGCCGCAGGUCCGGGAGGGCUCGGAGCAAGGCUCGGCGCGCUGCCAAGGCUGACGUGUUGGCUCGGGACAAUGACGAGGAUGAGGGAGGGUCGGGCAGCAGCGGCGGGCAGGAUGACGAGUUUUUCGAAGCCAUGGAUGAUUUCGUCAGCUCCGGGAGUGUGCUGACGGUGCUUGACAUACAAGAGGUGGGAUUCACGUACCCCAAGAUACCUCGAAGGGAUCGCCUGCCCCCACCAGCAGAAGAGGAAAAGCCGGUCAGCAUCUGGUCGAUUCUCAAGGACCUGGUGGGCAAGGACCUCUUCAAGGUGUCGCUUCCCGUGAGCUUCAACGAGCCCAUCAGCACCAACCAGAAGUAUUGCGAGACGUACGAGUACAGCUGGCUGCUCGACCGGGCAGCUGAGUAUGGCCGCCGGGGCAACAAGCUAAUGAGAGCAGUGCACGUGGCAGCGUUUGCAGUGUCGCGGUACUCGGGGAACGCUGGUCGCAUGCACAAGCCCUUCAACCCGCUGCUGGGAGAGACGUUUGAGGCGGACUGCCCUGACAAGGGCUUCCGAUACGUCUCCGAGGCGGUGCUGCACUACCCGCCCACCCUCGCGUGGAACUGUGAGGGCACGGGGUGGCGCAGCUGGGGGGACGCGUGCCUCAAGGUGCGCUUCUGGGGGCCGUCCGUGCAGCUCGACCCCGUCGGUGUGCUCUCUGUCGCCUUCGACGACGGGGAGGUGUUCGAGUGGAGCAACGUGACGGUUUCUAUCCAAAAUCUGAUUCUCGGAAAGCCGUUUGUGGACCAUUAUGGCACAAUGCGGAUUCGGGGGAACCGAGGGUUCUCGGCACGGCUGCGGUUCAAAGAGCGGUCGACUUUCGACCGGAACCCCCAUCAGGUCCGAGGCAUCGUGCAGAGCGACGACGGGGAGGAGAAGGCGACUCUUGUCGGGCGGUGGGACCAGUUCCUGCACUUUGUGCCGGGGGAGCUGAGCAGCAAGUCUCAGAAGGAGGAGAGUGAGGUGCUGGCCACGGCACAGCUGCUGUGGCAGAAGUGCGCCCCCUCGCCCUUCCCCUGCAAGUACAAGUUCACUCCCUUCUGCAUCUCUCUCAAUGAGAUGACGCCAGGACUCAAGGAGCACCUUCCCCCGACGGAUUCUCGUCUGCGGGAGGACCAGCGGGCGUUGGAGGAGGGGUACUACGACCGGGCGAUUCAGGAGAAGUCACGCCUGGAGCAGAAGCAGCGCAAGGCCCUGAAAGCAGGCGAGCCAGGGUGGCACCCGCGGUGGUUCCAGCAGCAAGGGGGGCCGGGGAGCACGUGGACAUACCCUCUUGACCCGUUCUCCUACCUUGCGUUGCUUCCCCUCCAGCCGCCGUUUCUCCUCGUUCGCCCGUGCUUCGUCCCCCUCCUCCAGGGCCCUCUGGUCCGGGCGAAAGCGGGAGUCCGUGGGGGGAAGGAAGGGCUGCAAGCAAGGAGCGGAAACAAUAAUGGAGCAAGAAGGAAAGUCAUGCCAUGUGUGCUGUCGACACUAUUCCUUCAUGCCAUGUGUGCUGUCGACACUAUUCCUUCAUGCCAUGUGUGCUGUCGACACUAUUCCUUCAUGCCAUGUGUGCUGUCGACACUAUUCCUUCAUGCCAUGUGUGCUGUCGACACUAUUCCUUCAUGCCAUGUGUGCUGUCGACACUAUUCCUUCAUGCCAUGUGUGCUGUCGACACUAUUCCUUCAUGCCAUGUGUGCUGUCGACACUAUUCCUUCAUGCCAUGUGUGCUGUCGACACUAUUCCUUCAUGCCAUGUGUGCUGUCGACACUAUUCCUUCAUGCCAUGUGUGCUGUCGACACUAUUCCUUCAUGCCAUGUGUGCUGUCGACACUAUUCCUUCAUGCCAUGUGUGCUGUCGACACUAUUCCUUCAUGCCAUGUGUGCUGUCGACACUAUUCCUUCAUGCCAUGUGUGCUGUCGACACUAUUCCUUCAUGCCAUGUGUGCUGUCGACACUAUUCCUUCAUGCCAUGUGUGCUGUCGACACUAUUCCUUCAUGCCAUGUGUGCUGUCGACACUAUUCCUUCAUGCCAUGUGUGCUGUCGACACUAUUCCUUCAUGCCAUGUGUGCUGUCGACACUAUUCCUUCAUGCCAUGUGUGCUGUCGACACUAUUCCUUCAUGCCAUGUGUGCUGUCGACACUAUUCCUUCAUGCCAUGUGUGCUGUCGACACUAUUCCUUCAUGCCAUGUGUGCUGUCGACACUAUUCCUUCAUGCCAUGUGUGCUGUCGACACUAUUCCUUCAUGCCAUGUGUGCUGUCGACACUAUUCCUUCAUGCCAUGUGUGCUGUCGACACUAUUCCUUCAUGCCAUGUGUGCUGUCGACACUAUUCCUUCAUGCCAUGUGUGCUGUCGACACUAUUCCUUCAUGCCAUGUGUGCUGUCGACACUAUUCCUUCAUGCCAUGUGUGCUGUCGACACUAUUCCUUCAUGCCAUGUGUGCUGUCGACACUAUUCCUUCAUGCCAUGUGUGCUGUCGACACUAUUCCUUCAUGCCAUGUGUGCUGUCGACACUAUUCCUUCAUGCCAUGUGUGCUGUCGACACUAUUCCUUCAUGCCAUGUGUGCUGUCGACACUAUUCCUUCAUGCCAUGUGUGCUGUCGACACUAUUCCUUCAUGCCAUGUGUGCUGUCGACACUAUUCCUUCAUGCCAUGUGUGCUGUCGACACUAUUCCUUCAUGCCAUGUGUGCUGUCGACACUAUUCCUUCAUGCCAUGUGUGCUGUCGACACUAUUCCUUCAUGCCAUGUGUGCUGUCGACACUAUUCCUUCAUGCCAUGUGUGCUGUCGACACUAUUCCUUCAUGCCAUGUGUGCUGUCGACACUAUUCCUUCAUGCCAUGUGUGCUGUCGACACUAUUCCUUCAUGCCAUGUGUGCUGUCGACACUAUUCCUUCAUGCCAUGUGUGCUGUCGACACUAUUCCUUCAUGCCAUGUGUGCUGUCGACACUAUUCCUUCAUGCCAUGUGUGCUGUCGACACUAUUCCUUCAUGCCAUGUGUGCUGUCGACACUAUUCCUUCAUGCCAUGUGUGCUGUCGACACUAUUCCUUCAUGCCAUGUGUGCUGUCGACACUAUUCCUUCAUGCCAUGUGUGCUGUCGACACUAUUCCUUCAUGCCAUGUGUGCUGUCGACACUAUUCCUUCAUGCCAUGUGUGCUGUCGACACUAUUCCUUCAUGCCAUGUGUGCUGUCGACACUAUUCCUUCAUGCCAUGUGUGCUGUCGACACUAUUCCUUCAUGCCAUGUGUGCUGUCGACACUAUUCCUUCAUGCCAUGUGUGCUGUCGACACUAUUCCUUCAUGCCAUGUGUGCUGUCGACACUAUUCCUUCAUGCCAUGUGUGCUGUCGACACUAUUCCUUCAUGCCAUGUGUGCUGUCGACACUAUUCCUUCAUGCCAUGUGUGCUGUCGACACUAUUCCUUCAUGCCAUGUGUGCUGUCGACACUAUUCCUUCAUGCCAUGUGUGCUGUCGACACUAUUCCUUCAUGCCAUGUGUGCUGUCGACACUAUUCCUUCAUGCCAUGUGUGCUGUCGACACUAUUCCUUCAUGCCAUGUGUGCUGUCGACACUAUUCCUUCAUGCCAUGUGUGCUGUCGACACUAUUCCUUCAUGCCAUGUGUGCUGUCGACACUAUUCCUCAUGCCAUGUGUGCUGUCGACACUAUUCCUUCAUGCCAUGUGUGCUGUCGACACUAUUCCUUCAUGCCAUGUGUGCUGUCGACACUAUUCCUUCAUGCCAUGUGUGCUGUCGACACUAUUCCUUCAUGCCAUGUGUGCUGUCGACACUAUUCCUUCAUGCCAUGUGUGCUGUCGACACUAUUCCUUCAUGCCAUGUGUGCUGUCGACACUAUUCCUUCAUGCCAUGUGUGCUGUCGACACUAUUCCUUCAUGCCAUGUGUGCUGUCGACACUAUUCCUUCAUGCCAUGUGUGCUGUCGACACUAUUCCUUCAUGCCAUGUGUGCUGUCGACACUAUUCCUUCAUGCCAUGUGUGCUGUCGACACUAUUCCUUCAUGCCAUGUGUGCUGUCGACACUAUUCCUUCAUGCCAUGUGUGCUGUCGACACUAUUCCUUCAUGCCAUGUGUGCUGUCGACACUAUUCCUUCAUGCCAUGUGUGCUGUCGACACUAUUCCUUCAUGCCAUGUGUGCUGUCGACACUAUUCCUUCAUGCCAUGUGUGCUGUCGACACUAUUCCUUCAUGCCAUGUGUGCUGUCGACACUAUUCCUUCAUGCCAUGUGUGCUGUCGACACUAUUCCUUCAUGCCAUGUGUGCUGUCGACACUAUUCCUUCAUGCCAUGUGUGCUGUCGACACUAUUCCUUCAUGCCAUGUGUGCUGUCGACACUAUUCCUUCAUGCCAUGUGUGCUGUCGACACUAUUCCUUCAUGCCAUGUGUGCUGUCGACACUAUUCCUUCAUGCCAUGUGUGCUGUCGACACUAUUCCUUCAUGCCAUGUGUGCUGUCGACACUAUUCCUUCAUGCCAUGUGUGCUGUCGACACUAUUCCUUCAUGCCAUGUGUGCUGUCGACACUAUUCCUUCAUGCCAUGUGUGCUGUCGACACUAUUCCUUCAUGGCAUGUGUGCUGUCGACACUAUUCCUUCAUGCCAUGUGUGCUGUCGACACUAUUCCUUCAUGCCAUGUGUGCUGUCGACACUAUUCCUUCAUGCCAUGUGUGCUGUCGACACUAUUCCUUCAUGCCAUGUGUGCUGUCGACACUAUUCCUUCAUGCCAUGUGUGCUGUCGACACUAUUCCUUCAUGCCAUGUGUGCUGUCGACACUAUUCCUUCAUGCCAUGUGUGCUGUCGACACUAUUCCUUCAUGCCAUGUGUGCUGUCGACACUAUUCCUUCAUGCCAUGUGUGCUGUCGACACUAUUCCUUCAUGCCAUGUGUGCUGUCGACACUAUUCCUUCAUGCCAUGUGUGCUGUCGACACUAUUCCUUCAUGCCAUGUGUGCUGUCGACACUAUUCCUUCAUGCCAUGUGUGCUGUCGACACUAUUCCUUCAUGCCAUGUGUGCUGUCGACACUAUUCCUUCAUGCCAUGUGUGCUGUCGACACUAUUCCUUCAUGCCAUGUGUGCUGUCGACACUAUUCCUUCAUGCCAUGUGUGCUGUCGACACUAUUCCUUCAUGCCAUGUGUGCUGUCGACACUAUUCCUUCAUGCCAUGUGUGCUGUCGACACUAUUCCUUCAUGCCAUGUGUGCUGUCGACACUAUUCCUUCAUGCCAUGUGUGCUGUCGACACUAUUCCUUCAUGCCAUGUGUGCUGUCGUCACUAUUCCUUCAUGCCAUGUGUGCUGUCGACACUAUUCCUUCAUGCCAUGUGUGCUGUCGACACUAUUCCUUCAUGCCAUGUGUGCUGUCGACACUAUUCCUUCAUGCCAUUAG
This is a messenger RNA of Closterium sp. Naga37s-1, 5853 nucleotides long. The record is from the annotation of a GenBank genome assembly. NCBI's taxonomy places the organism in Eukaryota, Viridiplantae, Streptophyta, Zygnematophyceae, Desmidiales, Closteriaceae.